Messenger RNA from Lodderomyces elongisporus, 969 nucleotides. RefSeq lists its product as uncharacterized. Lineage: Eukaryota; Fungi; Ascomycota; Pichiomycetes; Serinales; Debaryomycetaceae. Bases 1 to 969 code for a protein of 322 amino acids. The record is from RefSeq and is a predicted model, not a curated record. The transcript has a single exon.
AUGUACUACUACCAUUCACUAGACGAUAUGGUCUUAGGUACCUCCAACAAUACGUCCUACAUCAAUACAGAAUUUACUCAGAAUAUAGACUACCUAGAGUAUGUCCCUCCAAGCACUACACGAACCCACCACCUCCAAGACAAUACAAAUUUGACAAACUUUAUCAAAUACAUGAACUCAAACCCAGACUAUGUAUACCACAACAAGUUUCUCUAUAUGAGAUUACACAAUAUCUGCUGGAGGAGAAUUUUCAAAAACCACAAAAACAUACCAGAGCUUAACCCAUUAGCUAUCAACUGGGACAAAAAUUCAGAUAUCACUUGGCUAUUUGGACCAAAGAUUGAACAACCAGCAAGCUCAGUACCUUCAUACCCCUUUGCCAAUGCGCAACAACAAAGUCAACAAACCCAACAAACCGUGUCACUCUUGCUGCUGCUGCUGCUGCCGACGCAGGCAAAGGCUGCCGAAGCACAAGCACAGGAAUCAAAUGUAAUGAUCUUUCGCAAUGAAUCAUCUUUAGAUGACUUGGACAAUGCUAUAGAAGAUGGUGUUGAAGAUGAUAGAAUGUCUGUUUCUUCUUAUGAAUCAGAUUCCGACUCGUCCUCAAUCUGUUUACAGUUUGACCAAGAUUUUAUCCCUACAUUAUCUGCAGCAUCCAGAAAGGAUUCAACUACUUCGACCUCAACAACCUCCACUUCGGUCACUUCAUUGAUGGAAUUGGCAGCCACUGCAGAGGCAACAAAAGAGAUCAAAUCCAUUUUGAAACAACAUCACAACAAGACAAAUAAUAAUAGUAAUAAUAGUAAUAGCAACAGCAACAACAAUAAUAAUAAUGUUGAGAAACAAGGAGGAAGAGAAGUUUAUAACCAACCAAAUAAAUCAGUGAGCUUCAACUAUAUUAUAAGCACUAGAGAGAUUAUUGAUAAUAUUGCAUUGGACUACAGUUUUUUGGAUAGAAACUGUCUUUAA